This is a messenger RNA of Suillus subalutaceus, 1311 nucleotides long. Its product is annotated as S-adenosyl-L-methionine-dependent methyltransferase. Gene Ontology annotation, molecular function: O-methyltransferase activity. The record is from RefSeq and is a predicted model, not a curated record. NCBI's taxonomy places the organism in Eukaryota, Fungi, Basidiomycota, Agaricomycetes, Boletales, Suillaceae. The coding region runs from base 1 to 1311 and encodes 436 amino acids. The transcript has 10 exons.
AUGACGGACUGCAAUGAACCGGAGGCUAAGCUUGAAGCUCUUUUGGACAUUAUCAACUCCUCUGCGCACCAAGCAAUUGCGGAGUACAAGAAAACCGGAUAUGGGGUCCCCAGUACCGAUGCAACGACCUUCCACCCCCUCGACCUGACGACGGAUACACUUGCCCUCAAAAAGGCGAUCAGACUGCUCGAAGGCGCAUACCAUCAACUGAGCUCAAUACUGGCACCCCCCCAGCACACAGUGAUGAAUUUCGUUUUCAAUUACAACUGGGCGUGUACAGACGUUGCCUUCCGAGCGCGUCUUGCAGAUGUUCUGGACCAACAUCCGGAAGGCCUUACCGUGGAUAAGCUGGCUGAAGCAGUCAACCUCGACAAGGUCAAGACUGCACGCGUCUUACGAGCUUUGACCCUCAUGGGAUGCUUUAAAGAAGUCGAGCGAGACGUCUUCGCAAACAACCGACUAUCCCUUAUACUCAAGUCAACGAACAACACUGGGUAUUAUGCGCGACUUCAUAGCCAGGAUGUCGCGAAAUCCGCCGGCGUUGUGUAUGAAACUAUGAUCGACGAAGAAUUUUCAAGAUCGCAUGAGAUUGACAAAGCACCUCGGAUAUUUGCCUUCAGAAAGGAGGGUAUGAAGGUUAAUCAAUACGAAAUGUUGGAGGAUGACGACAAGAAACGUGAUGCUUUUCACAGAGCCAUGCUUGGCCAGAGUGAUAUGUUGGGCGCUUCUGCAGUGCUACACCACUAUCCUUGGAGCGAUAUAUCGUCUGUGGUGGAUGUCGGAUCUGGCAUUGGAGCAUUUUCUACUCCUCUGGCAAAAAUGUAUCCUCGCCUUAGAAUAACCCAGCAUGAUCUCCCGAAAGUCAUGGUUCUAGCACAAAAUGCAUGGGAGAGGAACGCCCCUGAGGCAUUGCUUGACGGCCGCGUGGAGUUCAUCCCAAUUAAUUUUCUCGAGGACACACCUGUUGUUGGGAAGGAUGUCUACUAUUUGAGGCACAUUAUCCACAAUUGGCCGGACACCGAGGCAACGACGAUCCUCCGUAACAUUCGCAAGGCAAUGGGACCAAACAGCCGAGUGCUAAUCCGUGAGUGUUAUCUUCAAUGUGGUGCCCCUGAACCUAUGUUGCCGAACUUCGGGGCAGGUAGUCACAACGCAUACCAAACAGACCUGACUAUGUGGUUCACUUUCAAUAGCAAGGAACGAACCUUGGAAGAGCUGCAGAUCAUUGGGGCCGCCGCUGGUCUAGCACUCACCCAGGUUUAUGAUCUUGUAGAUACAAUGCUCGUAGAGCUCAGGAUCGCUCAGAGUUGA